Molecule: messenger RNA, 1956 nt
Organism: Prorocentrum cordatum
Lineage: Eukaryota; Dinophyceae; Prorocentrales; Prorocentraceae
Source: the annotation of a GenBank genome assembly
AUGGCGGCCUUCCUGGCGCUGCACGCGCGCGGCGCACUGGUGUGCCUGGUAUCGCGCAACGAGGAGGCGGACGUGCGGGCCGUGCUGGAGGGGCGGCGGGAGGAGCUGGCCCUUCGCGAGGAGCACGUCGUGGCGGUGAGCGCGAAUUGGCGCGACAAGUCGGCCAACCUGCGCGACCUCGCGGCCCGGCUGUGCCUUUCCCUCGGCUCCUUCGCCUUCGUGGAUGACUCCCCCGCCGAGUGCGCGGAGGUGGCGGCCGCGGCCUCGGCAGACGGCGCCGCGGUGGUCCAGGUCCCGCGCGAGCCGGCCGCCAUUCCCGGCUUCCUGCGCCACGCCUGGGCGCUGGACCUCGGACCCGCCGCCGGAGCGGGGUGCGGCGGGCACCGCCGAGGACGGCGCGAGGACGAGGCUGUACAGGGAGCUGUCCGAGAGGAGGCGCUUUGUCGCGGGAGCGGCGCGCGACUCGUCCGCCGCCGCGUCCUCGUCUGCGUUCCUGGCGUCCCUGAACCUGACCGUGGACGACAUCGAGCUGCUGGAGGCCGGGACCGCGGAGAGGGCCGCUCACUGACGGAGCGCACCAACCAGCACAACGCCUGCCGCACCACGGCCUCGGCCGCGUCGUUGCUGCGCCUGGCCAGCAGUGGUUGCAGCGUGCUCACCGUACGUGCGGCCGACCGCUUCGGGAGCCACGGCCUGAUCGGGCUCGUCGUCCUGUCCCCCGUACCCGGGUCUUACGUCUCCCCGAACUUGGGCAUCGAGUUCACGAUGCUGCGGCACGUCGCCGAGGCCGCGCGCGCCGCGGGCGCCUCCAAGCUCGCAGUGCACUGGGUGCGCGCUGAGCGCAACGAGCCCGCCGCGGCAUUCCUCUUCUCGGCGCCGGGUGCACGCUUUGUCCCGGCGGAUCCGGGCCGCCUGGGCUUGAGGCUCGGCGACCGCCACGCUGGUUCCAGCAGCGAGCCGGCGCGGGCGCCGCCUCACGAGCUGGGAGCUGGCGCUCCGCGGCGCAGCGACGCGGAGCAGGCGGCUGCACGGGAGGCCGCCAGGGCUGCCGCCGCGGCCGCAGCCUCUGCAGCUGCUGGGCAGGAGGGCGCGGCUGCCGCUGCCGCUGCCGCCGCUGCGGCCCUGGAGGCCUCGGUGAACGCGCUGUGCGACGCGGGGGCCGAGGUGGACAUCGAGUCGCUGCCCCCGCAGACGAGCCUCGCUGCCCUGCCGGCGCCAGAGCGCAGGCGCCUGGCCAGCUGGGCCUGCGGGCGCGUCUCGCGUGCCCGGCGGGGCGCGCUGUGCGCGGCAGCGGCGCGGGCCGCGGGAGUCGCGGUGCUGCGCGGGUGGGUGGGCCGCGAUGUGUGCCGCCACCACGCCACUGGCCGCGGCUGCAGCGUGGCCCGCUGCCCUUUCGUGCACCCGGCAGGCGCGCCACAGGACGCACCGUCUCCGUCCGCGCUGGCGCCGACGCGGGAGGACGUGGACAGGGACGCGGAGCUCCAGGCGGAGCGAACCUUCGGCGACGUGGCGCGGUACGAGCGCUCCGUGCGAGACCGCCCGGCCUCGGGCUUUGUCGUCAUCGACGUCGACGUGGCCUCGGUGCUGCAGGUCCGGUUUGGCGACUGCGCGGGCGCCGCGGAGGACGGCAGUUUCUGCCUACAUCCAGAUACCUACUUCGAGCUCGCGACCGCGCUCUCGCUUCACCCUGGGCAGCUGCAUGCAUGGGUGGCGACUGAGUGCCAGCGCAGCUUGGUGCCACGCCCUUAUGCCGAGGCGUGGGAGCUGGCGAUUAUGCGUGAGGCCGAAUGGAGUCGCCUCGCGGAGGCCCCUGACGUGGAGGGUGGCGAUGUGGCGGACGUGCCCGCCGCAGAUCUGGCCAGAGUCCGGCGGCACAUACGCCACGCGCAGCACUUGAUAAUGCAGCAGAGCAACCCCGACUCGUACUACGCCGGCAUAGAUCACAUCUAUUCUUAA